This is a messenger RNA of Aspergillus nidulans FGSC A4, 2790 nucleotides long. Its product is annotated as ATP-binding protein. Gene Ontology annotation, molecular function: ATP hydrolysis activity; ATP binding. The transcript has 4 exons. The coding region runs from base 529 to 2790 and encodes 753 amino acids. The record is from RefSeq and is a predicted model, not a curated record. Lineage: Eukaryota; Fungi; Ascomycota; Eurotiomycetes; Eurotiales; Aspergillaceae.
AGGUCCUAUACUCACGCAAGCACCAGAAACAGAUAAGCCUCUAGCAAAUUCAAGGUGCCUUACUGCCCCGGGCUCGCAUGCGGAGUGAUUAUUGAUCUAAGCGCCAGCAGGAACACGAGCGACAAACCCGCCCAAGAGAUCAAAAUCACGCGAGUCCCACCGGAAAAUUGGCGCGCGGUCAAGAAAUUGCGCUCUAUUGAUCCGGAACAAAGUAUCCUCUUGACCUCGUCGAAAGGGAGUAGCAGCCUCGUGUUGCGUCAAGCACGAGGAAAUAGCCAAUCCACCACCAAUCUUCAGACUCCGGAACAGGGUGCAGAAGCGUCGAAGAAGGACCGCCAGUACGCCCCAUAUCGAUUAGCAAUCAAUUCGAAAUAUCUGUUGAAUGUUCUCGAAUCGUUCACGGAAACCCUCUUCACCGAAGAGCAGAAUGUCCUUGUGCGCCCGUUCAAGUACCUGGUCGAGUUCGAGUCCGACAUCAAAAACCUGCUGGAAAGUACCGAGUCUUGGUGCAAGGAAGCAGAAGGCGAGAUGAUUCCAUCGACUAAAAUAGAGGAUAUCGAGCGGACUAGAGCAAUGGCUGCACAGCUCAGGCGAGAACGAGAUGAGCUCCGCUGCCUCGUUGAGUUCAUGGACCACGAUAUGAGAGACAUUUUUGAGAUCAAGCGCGCAAUACAGGCGAACACAUUGAGAGAGAUCCGUUUGAGCACCUCUGGCAACUUUCAGGACGACGAUAGUCGGCGACAGGCGUUUCGAGUGCUCCACGUCACCGGCGGACGAGUCUGCUUUGAUACCAAGAAACUGUCGUAUUUCGACCCGGUUAACUACAGGGUGUGGGACUCAGAAUCUGAGGACGAAAGGAGGUGCCGUGACGCCGUGAGGCGUUCCAGUGCGCAGAUGACCAAUUUCAUCAUCGACUGCUUCUAUCUAGAGUCGGACGGGGUUCGCCUGGCGCCGCGACCAAAACGAUUCGCCAUCACCCCGUACUCGGGGAAAAGACCCAUAGCUUCACUCCCUCUGCGGCCGCUUCAAUUUGAUCCGCAGAAGGAGGUGUUAGAGAAGCAACUCGUUGCGAGAGGCGCUCGCUUUAUGGAGGUGGCACAGGGAAAGCAUAUGGAGUACCAUGGGAAUACCAUCGAAGAGUCCAAGAACAGCCAAUAUAGGCACCGGAAUCAUCGUAUUGAAGCAUUCGAGGUUCACGGCGAGGUGGUUGUUGACCAGGAAGCCGGAGUGACGCAUUUCCAGGACACACUACCGGCCUUCAGCCUGGGAACAGGUGGCGGCAUUGUCCUUACGCACACCGAGCCAGACUCAAGAGAAGUAUCGGACUUCUUCCCACAAAAGAGCGAUGGGGACUGGGUGACGGAUGUCUUCAACGACGCUGCGUUCGAGGAGUAUCGACAUAGCGAGUAUUUUACUACGACGGAUCUUCUGACCAGCCGACCUGUUAAAGACAUUCAGCUGUCUGAUGAUCAGCUUCUUUUACUUCCUCCACGAGUGUAUGGAUACUCUCUUCUAGAUCGCCGAUGGGUGGCCUUGAACGUCAGCUUACUGCAAGAAAUCUCGAUCCACGACAAACAGGCGCGAUCUAAACUGGAGGAAUUAGUCCUACCGACUGAGCACAAGAGGGUUUUGCAAGCGCUGAUAACCAACCAAGUCAGACUGCCGCAUGGAGGCUCCAAUCAUGUGCAGGAACAGUUAUCAAUGGACGUCGUGUCCGCCAAAGGCAAGGGGCUGAUCAUCCUGCUGCAUGGAGCGCCUGGGGUGGGAAAGACAUCAACGGCAGAGUGCAUUGCCAUUGAGCUGAACCGCCCCUUGCUAUCAAUAACAUGCGGCCAUAUUGGCACCGUCGCAGAGGAGGCGGAAAAGAACCUGGACUCGUUUUGUAAACUAGCCCAUCGCUGGAGGUGUGUGCUCCUGUUAGACGAAGCGGACGUAUUCCUGGCCAAGCGAGAGCGGGGGGACAUUGCCAGGAACAGUCUGGUAUCUGUCUUUCUCCGGGUUCUUGAAUACUUCUCCGGGGUCAUCAUUCUCACCACCAACCGUGUGGGUGAGUUCGACGAAGCUUUCCGUUCUCGAAUCCACGUCUGUCUCUACUAUCCCAAACUUGAAGAGCGGCAGACGAAAGAGAUCUGGGAGAAGAACAUCCAACGUGUUAAGGAGAGUAACCUCAACCUGGAUAUGGAGGAGAAGAAGAUACGACGUUUUGCAGAUCAGCACUGGCAACGGAAUCUGGACCGGCCGACACGACGCUGGAAUGGCCGCCAGAUCAAGAAUGCUUUUCAGACGGCCAUUGCCCUUGCCAACUGGGAAUUCUACGAUGAGAAGAAUGUCGCAAAGCUCGAGAGACCACUGUUGAAGGCAAAACAUUUUCAAUAUGUCGCAAAGAUCACGGCUCAUUUUGACGACUACAUUAGCGACAUUUAUGGUACUUUUGAUGAAGAUACCUAUUCGUUCUUGGCUGCUAGGGAUGCGUUGCGAGUGGACGAGGCAUCCGCCAUGUUUGCUUCACGGAGCACGACGCAGGAGAAUUCUCGUGCCUCAAAAUCGGGCAUUGUUCGCCGGGGAACCGAUUUUCGUAGUCCUCCGGCUAACCCAGGCAAGCCGCAAGGAUCAAAUUUUGGCCGGUACUCUAGUGACGACGACGAAAGCACGGAUGAAGAAGAAUCGGAGGAGAGUGAGGCCGACAAUGAAGAGGAUGACCAGGCGGAUGAGGUCAAAAAGCUAGAGCUUCAGCUUCAGUUGGCGAAGCUAAAGAAUAAGAAGGCUUCGUCGAGAGGCAGCAAGAGGUGA